AUGCAAGACAUUUUCAAAGAGAUUGAUGCAGAUGCAGGGAUUCAGGCUCAGUUACAACGUGUGAAGGAGGGAUUGGAAGAGAAAGUGGGUUUCACAGUGGUUGCGGGAAGAUUGAGGUUUAAACAGAGGCUAGUGAUUCCGCGGACUUCGUCACACAUUCCGUUGAUUUUACAUGAAUAUCAUACGGGAGUGCUGGGUGGUCAUUCCGGAGUUCUCAAGACUUUGAAGAGAGUCCAGAGUAUGUUCUAUUGGCGGAAGAUGACGAAAGAUAUCAAGAAGUUUGUCGCUGAAUGUGAUAUCUGCCAAAGACACAAAUACUCUACACUAUCUCCAGCGGGUUUGUUGCAGCCUCUACCGAUACCAACUAGUAUUUGGGAAGAUCUCUCAAUGGAUUUCAUUGAAGGCUUACCUGUUUCGCAUGGAGUGAAUGUGAUUUUGGUUUUCGUUGAUCGAUUAAGCAAGUUUGCCCAUUUUCUGCGUUUGAAGCAUCCUUUCACAGCUGUAGAUGUGGCAAACAAGUUUAUACAGGAGAUAGUGAGGAUCCAUGGCUUUCCGUCGUCUAUAGUUUCAGACAGAGAUCGAAUUUUCCUCAGCUCGUUUUGGAAGGAGUUGUUUAAACAAGCGGGAACUCGACUGAAAUAUAGCACGGCGUUUCAUCCACAGUCCGAUGGCCAAACGGAAGUCCUCAACCGUUGCUUGGAAACGUACUUACGAUGCUUUGCUUCAUCUCACCCAAAAACGUGGGCAAAAUACUUGAGUUGGGCAGAUCUGUGGUAUAACACGAGUUUCCACACAGCGAUUGGUGCAACACCGUUUUGUGUGGUAUUUGGGAGAGAGGCUCCUCUGCUUUUGCGAUAUGAGGAUGGAUCCACAACCAACUUUGAGCUCGAAUUUAUGUUGAAGGAGCGCGAUAUGAUGUUGGAUCAGAUAAAGGCAAACUUGGUUUAUGCGCAGGAACGAAUGAAGAAUAAUGCAGAUAAGAAGAGGCGAGAAUUGUCAUUUGUGCCUGGUGAUAAGAUCUUCUUAAAGCUGAGACCGUAUCGUCAACAAUCUGUGGCAAAGAGACUGUACCAGAAGAUGGCAGCCCGUUAUUAUGGUCCGUUUGAAGUGGUUGAGAAGAUCGGAGAAGUGGCAUAUCGUUUGCAGCUACCUCCUGACUCGAAGAUUCAUCUGGUGUUUCAUGUUUCCCAGCUGAAACCGGCGUUGGGAUCGAGCCAUCAAGUCUCUGCACUUCCGGCUUCGUUCGCAACUAGUCCAACGUUGGUCAUUGAGCCAGAAGAGAUAGUUGAGACACGCUAUAAUACUGCAGGACGUUUGGAAGGUCUAGUGAAGUGGAAGGGCUUGCCUACACACGAACAGUCUUGGGUUUUGGCGUCGGAGCUUCUUAACGAGUUUCCAGAACUUGAGGACAAGCUUCUCAUUGGCGAGGGGGGUAUUGUUAGGACGUUGAAUCGCUAUGUGAGAAGAAAGAAGAGAAGUGAAGAAGAGAAGCUAAAUGGAGAAGAGGCUAUUUUAGAAGAUGACGUGGACAAGUGA
Molecule: messenger RNA, 1536 nt
Organism: Microthlaspi erraticum
Lineage: Eukaryota; Viridiplantae; Streptophyta; Magnoliopsida; Brassicales; Brassicaceae
Source: the annotation of a GenBank genome assembly